Molecule: messenger RNA, 3759 nt
Organism: Esox lucius (northern pike)
Lineage: Eukaryota; Metazoa; Chordata; Actinopteri; Esociformes; Esocidae
Gene: ccdc162
Exons: 22
Coding region: 244-3759 (1171 amino acids)
Source: RefSeq, a predicted model, not a curated record
CCAGUUGGAUCAGUUGGUGUUGCUGAGGUUGUGGUGCCCUCUAGAGUUCAAAAGUAUGUGUGGAUUUGUAUCAUGUUACUCAGGAGCCCCUCCCCCAGUCUCCAUGGAUACUAGUCUACAACAAGCAUGGGAGAGAACCUGUUUUAUAUGUAGAUGGCACAGCAAAAAAAAUUAUAUUAGACCAACAGAAAUUGAGAUAUUCCUGGACUUUUUUUGUUACUUGUGGAGCAUCUCUGGAACAUUAUGCCCAAGGUGGUGUACAAAGUGUCCUCCACUGCCAAGUUGGAGCGGUUGGAAAUAGAGUUGUCUGCCCAGCUGUCAGCUCUCAGAACGGUGAUAGAGGAGAAUGGAUCUCCCCUGGAAACACCCCCCAAGUCCUGCAGCUCCGUUCCGUUUCCUAAAGAUAUAUUGUACUUCCGUAAAGAGAGAGAGCAGGUCCUAAGAAGAAGUCUUCAGGUGGCAGGAACCUUGUCGUUGGUAUCUCCAUCUGAUGUCAUACAGAGAGAGCUGGAGAGCUGCCUCCAUCUGGAGUACACAAAUGAGAGUCUGCCUCUUCUCUUGCACCAGUUUUAUACAGACCAAUGCUACCAGCUGGCCCAGGUCAAGUACCAGCUGAUGCUGCGAUGGAGAAGGUUUUGUCGUCACUCUCACAUCAUUGAGCAGCUGUACCCCUUCUACAAGGCCCAGCUGUCUCACCUCAUCAGUGCAUAUGAGGAUGCAGUCCAGAGGGCCAGGAGACUGGCUGUGUCCAGGGAGAAGGCCCUGACAGGGCACGGCAACCCCAUCAGUUAUGUCACCCUGGGCGACGUGUCCAUCUACCUCACAUGGUUGGUCUGUCACUUGCAUGCAAGGAAGACCAUACACCACUUUCUGCGAGUGAUCCAUUACAUCCCAGCCUCUGAAAGGAGGGAUGAACAAUUAUUAAGAAAGUUCCCAUCAACUUCCUCAGAACUGGUUGAAUCUGUCAACACAUCGAAAGAAGACAAAGAACACAUCUUGCCUGGCCUUGAGGGGUUUCAGAAACUGGCUGAUGGCGUUCUGAUUCACACUGUGAGGCUGGAGGGGUUUCUCCCAGAAUUACAAAACCUGAUCUCGUACUUUCAUUUACCCUACAACACGCAAAACAUCAGGAACACUGCAGACGAGAUGGAGCUCUUCAGUAUGGUCUUGAGGGAGUUCAGGGUGCUCUUUAGAAAGCAGGAGGAGAUGAAGACCUUCCUUCAGUAUGACGGGACCGAGGCUGUAGAGGGACAGUGGGGGAGGAAGAGGAGUAGCUUGGCACUGAGGAAGAUCGCUAACUGGAUACCAUACAUUCAGGUGAAGCCCAAACGGGAUCCCUGGCAACAGAAACUCAUCACCAAGCUGAAGGAUCUCCAGUCUUCUGAUGAUUUGCUCAGGGCUCAUUGCAGGUUCCUCCAGCUGUCCGAUCCAGGCCUUGUGACUGAGGCCCUGAGGGAACACGCUUCCCAGGUUUGUGACCCCAAGGUUACCCAGCCCUCAUCAACCAUGAUAUCAUCAGUGACCGCCUCACAGGUCUGGAGCAGCAUUUACCGUGCCGCCAAUCAAUCUCAGGAAUCCCAAGGAUGUGGAGUACAGCAUAAAAGCAACAAACAUAAUAGAACCUCUUCAGUCGAGAAAAGAAAUGAAAGUGAUCCCAGCUAUAGCUACCUGAGCAGCCUGCAGCUGCUGGGGCUGGAUGAAGGCCUGGAGGGGGAGGAGGGUACUACAGACCCUGUCACAGCCAGGGGAGCCUACCUGUCACUGCUCUGCCUUCGACACCUUAAGAUCAGGGAACUGCAGCGCAUCUGCCUGGGCAUUCUGAACUACCUGAGGUCCAUAGAGAGAACACUGACCUUUGACAUGGCUGGGAUGCGCGUGGAGGGAGACGGAGAAAGUUCAGGAGGUGAGGCCGGUGGGGAAGAAGCCAGAGGAAGUGGUCUUGUCAGCAGCGCGGAGGAGUCAAGCUGGAUGAGUGCGGCCAGGGGGGCCAGUGGGACAGUAGGAGGUCUAGGCUCUCACCUCUACAGCCAGAACACUCCUGUUGAUUACAAGGUUCAUUGCUCGGAGUUCAUGCAGUUCCCUGAGGUAGAGAAUCUUCAUGAUUUCUACACCACGGAGGAGAGAUAUGUCCACACCCAGGACCAGAGGGGUCUCUACGUGAUUUACAAUGUGGCCCUGAAUGACCUGCAGGAGCUGGAGGAAGCACUGACUCUACUGGGCUCACACUUCAUCCAGAGGAGCAGCAGAGGGGCUGAGGGGAAUGCCAAGGCUCAGUCUACUGCCACAGACCUCCAGUUCUCUUGGGCUCUGACAAACGUGGAUAGAGUUGCAGUCCUCCUGGACCUGUGGACCUGUGAAGCGUCAUUUUUGGAGAGCAAAGUGCAGCUGUUGAACUGCUACUUUGAGGCCUACCAGCAUGUGACUGGACCAGAAGAGAGGUUCUCAAUGGCUCAGGUCAUCACAGACAUUAUGCACAGAAGGCCUCGACUAGAUCUGGAUGCUGAAGCUGAGUGCUUCGUUCAGACCUACCGGGCAGAGAUGGUCUGUUUGCAGACACACGAGCAGCUCAUCAGAGAUGUGCUGAACAGCCAGAUCGAACACCAGAGGCAGUACCUCCAACGCGUGUGGAGGGGAGACCAGGGACUACAAGGAGCCUCUCCUCAGGACUAUGGCCUCCCUCCCAAUUAUGUGGCCAAACAUCCAGUGUCCCUCAGUGGUGGCAGACCUGCCCUGAUGAAUAUGUUCCUUUUGGAGGUGCACCCCUCCUUGAGUCUGGCCUCUGAGGUGUACCAGGCUCUGACCCAGUCCCAUGCUCGGCUCUGCCAGUUCCACUGUGCCAGGGGAAUGGCUGAGAGGGUUUCCCUGGAACAGAAGCUCCUAGAGCAGGCGCUACAACACUGGCACUCCCUGGCUCCCCCUGGGGCCUCCUACAGCUCUCAAACACAAAAGGAUUUGUUUUCAGAUCUGUUCAUGGAAGAUCCAUCCCUGGUCCGAGCAGCCGGCAUGUCUCUGAUCAGGUCUGCUGAGGAGCAGGACAUGAAGCAGGGGAAAGACAAACAGUUAUUUGUUGUGGAAACCUUCUCCAAGCUUUUGGAGAUAGUCACCAUCCAUCACCGCCUCGUGGAGACAGCUGCAGAGACUGAACAUCUGGCACAGCUGUACAAAGCACAGUCUCUAGAGCUGGGCUUCGACGAGUCCCACUUGUAUGUGCGUCCGGUGCAGUUUGGGUUUACUGUGCAGAGAGACGAGAUGGCGCAGCGGCCUACGUUUGUUACGGCGUUACUGCAGGACGACAGGUGGAUAGACAGGUACACUCCGUCCAGCCUCCCACUAAGUGUCCACGAGCUUGAUGAGAACCACAUUGGAAAGUUCUGUUUCGGCACUGAAGAUGCGGUAGUGCAUCUGAUGAGCAGGUCAGCCAUAGAGAACCUGCAGGUGAUCCUGGCCUGUCAGGUGACUCAGAAGAAUGCUCUGAUUGGUGCAGUGAAGCAGGUGUACCUCUGCAAUUGGUCAGAGACUUUCACGGGCUCUCCUGGGGAGGAUCUCAGUUCCAGCUGUGAUUUGAAUUCCUUAGUGAAGCUGGGUCCUGGAGUUACGAGUGAACCAAAGACAACCGGUAGCAGAACCAAGGGCAGGUUGGCUGAGGCGUUUGUCUCCAUUCAGCUGGAGAAAGUGGGUCCACAAGAUGAGAUGCUGAACUCUUUCAUAAAGAGACAGACCAAGAGUGUUGUGAUGACCCCAGUAAGUGGAAGGUCGUAG